AUGGCAGAUGAAUCCUCCCAUGUUGGAGAGGAAAGCUGCAGUGAACAGGCGAGAAGAAGGCAAGUCUCUGGUUCACAUUCACAGUUCCAGAGACAGUUCGUGCAGAGAGUAAUGCUACUGGGAAAGCUGCCCACCAGAUUUGUCCUCCAUCGGGAAAAGAAGCAGAAGGUCGCUGCUAUACUGGGGAUUGACCACGGAGCCAUGAAGUCUCUUCCAGAGGGAGACUUAGACCAUUGCCUGCUGAGUAAGGUGGACCUGAGGCGACAGCAGAUUUCUCAGACUGUGGAGGAGGUACAGAAAGUCAUCCACCUCCUGACUGCAGAGAUCAGCCACCAGGACAGUCGGUUCGAAGCCGUGCCUGCCUCUGACACAUACAACAGCAGCAUUAAGGUUUUGGCCCCCAGCCUCUUCCAUGUCACCGUCCCACUGAAAGGCCUUACAGGGUACAAGGGGGCCCGGGCGCAGCGCUGGCGGUACUACAACUUGCAGGGCACCAAGCUCACCUGCCCUUUGCGGGACCCUGAAGGCCUGCAGCAAUGGCUGGAGACUGAGAUGUUCAUGAAGACCCUGUGGCAGUGGCACAAGGCAGAUGUGAACAUUGAGGGGGACAUUGUGCCAGCCAAAGUCCUCAAGGUGUUUCAGACCCUGGUAGAAAAUGCAGUGAGAACCUGUCACCUCUCAGGCAAAGUCACUGUGCUAGAAAAACGCACUACUGUUUGGGUUGCUGUGGAAACGUCCACGGGCCAGGUGGAGCUGGAGCUGGCCCCCACUGUGGAGAUCCCCACUACCUGGCCUGAGAAAGCCCAGUGGCCUCGGUGUCUGAAGCGGUGGCCUUCCCCAGAGAGAGUGGAGUGCAUCAAGUCAUUUGGGUUUAACUUGGUGGCCCAGUCCAGCUAUCACUGGCAGCUGAGUUUCUCCCAGGCAGAGCAGGUGUUGUUUGAACAGUUGGAUGAAGAUGGAGGCUGCCGCAGGCAAUGUUUUCAGGUCCUGAGGCAGCUGAAGGAGGAUGUGUGGUGUCCAGGGAGGAGGCCGGUCAUCACCACCCACCACCUACAGACGGUGCUCUUCUGGACUUGUGAGAAAUACCCCCACCUCAAGGAUUGGCAGGUCUUCCAGCCGGCACUUCUGCGCCUGGUCCGGAAGCUGCACAGAUGUGUGAGCCAGCACUUCCUGAAGCACUAUUUUGUUCCAAAGAGCAACCUCCUUCAGUCAGCUAACCCAAGUGAGCUGGAUGCUGUGGCCCAGAAAGUGGCCUUUUUCCUAAAGAAUCCACAGGUCGAGCUCCCCUGA
Molecule: messenger RNA, 1290 nt
Organism: Arvicanthis niloticus (Nile rat)
Lineage: Eukaryota; Metazoa; Chordata; Mammalia; Rodentia; Muridae
Gene: Mab21l3
Product: mab-21 like 3
Source: RefSeq, a predicted model, not a curated record